Pistacia vera is the source of this 11331-nucleotide messenger RNA. Its product is annotated as protein SPIRRIG. Gene Ontology annotation, molecular function: protein binding. Lineage: Eukaryota; Viridiplantae; Streptophyta; Magnoliopsida; Sapindales; Anacardiaceae. The coding region runs from base 10 to 10782 and encodes 3590 amino acids. The transcript is spliced from 19 exons. The record is from RefSeq and is a predicted model, not a curated record.
GGAUAAACGAUGAAAUGGGUAUCAUUGCUUAAGGACAUAAAGGAAAAGGUCGGUUUAGCUCAAUCUCCGUCAACUGCUGCUACUACAACAGCCACUGCUUCUUCUCCUCCUUUGUCCAAUCGCGAAAACAAUGCCUGCGCUGUUCUUCAAGACUACGCUUCGUCUCCUGCAAGCAGAGACAAACAUGAAUUGGAAUUGGACUUCAAGAGAUUUUGGGAAGAAUUCCGUUCAUCCAGCUCGGAAAAGGAGAAAGAAGCCGCCUUGAAUUUGACUGUGGAUGCUUUUUGUAGAUUAGUAAAGCAGCAUUCUAAUGUAGCUCAAUUAGUUACCAUGUUAGUUGAAACACAUAUAUUCUCUUUUGUUGUGGGAAGAGCAUUUGUAACUGAUAUUGAGAAGUUAAAAAUCAGCAGCAAAACAAGAUCACUGGAUGUAACAAAAGUUUUAAGAUUUUUUUCGGAGGUCACAAAGGAGGGCAUCACUCCUGGUUCAAAUUUGUUAACUGCAGUAGAAGUUCUUGUAUCUGGGCCUAUUGAUAAACAAUCUCUUCUUGAUUCUGGGAUAUUUUGCUGUCUCAUACAUAUUCUCAAUGCCCUUUUGACUCCUGAUGAAGAUGAUCAAAAGCAAAAGACUACUGAUUUUGAAGAGUCAUUGCUAGCUGAAAAGAAUUGCAAUGAUGAUGGGCAAGCUCGCCGGCUUGAGGUAGAGGGCAGUGUUGUCCAUAUUAUGAAAGCAUUGGCAAGCCACCCUUCAGCGGCACAGAGUUUGAUCGAGGAUGAUUCACUUCAGUUGCUGUUUCAGAUGGUUACCAAUGGUUCUUUAACUGUAUUCUCUCGUUAUAAGGAAGGUCAUGUUCCACUGCACAGCUUACAGCUUCAUAGACAUGCAAUGCAGAUACUGGGUCUUCUUUUGGUCAAUGACAAUGGAAGCACUGCCAAAUAUAUACGCAAACAUCAUUUGAUAAAAGUUCUGUUAAUGGCUGUUAAAGAUUUUAAUCCAGAUUGUGGCGACUCUGCCUACACUAUGGGCAUUGUGGACUUGUUACUUGAAUGUGUGGAAUUGUCAUACAGACCUGAGGCUGGUGGUGUGAGGCUCAGAGAGGAUAUACAUAAUGCCCAUGGUUAUCAGUUCCUUGUUCAAUUUGCACUAAUUCUGGCUUCCUUGCCACAAAAGCAGGCGAUUGAGUCUACUUAUUCUAAGUCUCCUUCCAGUAAAAAAUUUGUAUCAGAAGGUUCUCAAGCAUUGCAUGAUGAGAGACAGGACUUUAUAGGAGAGGAAGAGGAUCCUUCACUGCAACAUCUUUCACCCACACUGUCUAGGCUGCUUGAUGUCCUCGUGAAUUUAGCUCAAACUGGUCCUACGGAACCUACAGGAUCUUCUGGAGGCAAAGGAUCUAAGUCUUCUCAAUCCAAGGGUAGUGGUCAUAGCAGAAGUCGUACAGCUUCUGCUGACCGGUUUGGUGAAGAAAUGUGGGAACAGGGAAAUGGUAAAGUGAAAGACCUCGAGGCAAUCCAAAUGUUGCAGGACAUUCUUCUCAAGGCAGGCAAAAGAGAAGUGCAGGCAGAAGUGUUAAAUAGAAUGUUUAAAAUAUUCUCUAGUCACAUUGAAAACUAUAAGUUGUGCCAGCAAGUACGGACAGUUCCUCUUUUUAUCCUAAACAUGGCUAAUUUUCCUCCAUCAUUGCAAGAGAUAAUCUUGAAAAUUCUUGAAUAUGCUGUGACUGUUGUGAAUUGUGUUCCUGAGCAAGAAUUGCUCUCACUUUGUUGCUUGCUUCAACAACCAAUAACAUCUGAGCUAAAGCAGACUAUACUUUCCUUCUUUGUAAAGCUCCUAUCCUUUGAUCAACAGUACAAGAAAGUCCUCCGGGAGGUUGGUGUGCUGGAAGUUCUGAUAGAUGAACUGAAGCAGCACAAGUUUCUUCUGGGUCCAGACCAACAUAAUGGUAACCCUGGUCAGUUGGAGAGAAAAUCCAGCUCAAGUAGCUUCAAGAAACACAUGGAUAGUAAGGAUACUAUUAUUUCUUCGCCCAAGCUUUUAGAUUCUGUUUCAGAGAAGUUUCCUAUUUUUGAAGUUGAGGGUACAAUUGCUGUUGCAUGGGAUUGUAUGGUCUCUUUGGUGAAGAAAGCUGAAGCUAAUCAAACAACAUUUAGAUCAGCCAACGGUGUGACCACUCUUCUUCCUUUUUUGGUGUCUAAUAUCCAUCGUACUGGUGUUCUUCGUAUAUUGUCAUGUUUGAUCACUGAAGAUGUCAACCAGGCCCAUCCAGAAGAAUUAGGUGCACUUGUUGAAGUUCUAAAAGGUGGAAUGGUUACUAGUGCUUUAGGACAUCAGUACAGGCUUCAAAGUGAUGCCAAAUGUGAUACAAUGGGAGCAUUGUGGCGUAUAUUGGGAGUUAACAAUUCCGCCCAAAGGGUUUUUGGCGAAUUCACUGGGUUUUCUCUUCUGCUAACCAUGCUUCAAAGUUUUCAAGGUGAAGAAGGACAUCCAGAUGAAUCUUUUUUAAUGGUUUAUAUCAAGGAGUUUACAUAUUUAUUGCGCUUGAUGACGGUUGGAGUGCUUGAUAAUACUGUUAAUAGAAUGAAGUUACAUUCUAUCAUAUCAUCCCAAACUUUUUAUGAUCUUUUAUCCGAAUCUGGUCUGUUAUCUGUUGAGUGUGAAAAGCAAGUUAUACAGUUGUUGUUGGAACUUGCUCUUGAAAUUGUGCUUCCACCUUUCUUGACAUCUGAGAAUGGUACAUCAUCUGAUGUGGUUGAAUCUGAGUCGUCUUGUUUUCUGUUAACUACCCCUUCUGGUUUAUGUAAUCCCGAGAAGGAACGAGUGUACAAUGCUGGUGCUCUCAAAGUUUUAAUCCGUUCAUUGUUGCUUUUUACUCCGAAGGUGCAGUUAGAAGUGCUUAACCUCAUCGAUAGGCUAGCUCGUGCUGGUCCUUUCAAUCAGGAAAGCCUUACCUCUGUAGGAUGUGUGGAACUUCUACUAGAGACAGUUCACCCGUUUCUUUUGGGUUCAUCUCCAAUACUUUCUUAUGCUUUGAAGAUUGUGGAAGUUCUUGGGGCAUAUCGGUUGUCUGCAUCAGAACUCCGGAUGCUAGUAAGAUAUGUUCUACAAAUGAGACUGAUGAACUCAGGCCAUAUUAUUGUGGAUAUGAUGGAGAGAUUAAUUCUUAUGGAAGAUAUGGCCUCAGAAGAUGUUUCUCUAGCACCAUUUGUAGAGAUGGAUAUGAGCAAGAUUGGACACGCUUCUAUUCAGGUGUCUCUGGGAGAAAGAUCUUGGCCUCCUGCUGCUGGAUAUUCCUUUGUAUGUUGGUUUCAGUUUCGAAAUUUGUUGAAAUCACAAUCAAAGGAAAUGGAACUGUCCAAAGUUGGGAGUUCUAAGCGGCGAAGUGGCUCUAGUGGGCAGCAGUCCGAACGGCAGAUGAUCCGUUUAUUUUCUGUAGGUGCUGCUAAUAAUGGAAACACUUUCUAUGCAGAACUUUUUCUGCAGGAGGAUGGUGUACUAACCCUUUCAACUAGCAACUCUUCCUCUUUGUCAUUUUCUGGAUUAGAAUUGGAAGAAGGCAGGUGGCAUCACCUUGCUGUUGUUCAUAGUAAGCCAAAUGCUCUAGCUGGACUUUUUCAAGCUAGUGUUGCUUAUGUGUAUCUCAAUGGAAAGCUUAGGCACACAGGAAAAUUAGGUUAUUCUCCGUCACCAAUUGGAAAACCUUUGCAGGUAACAAUUGGGACUCCGGUUACUUGUGCAAGAGUUAGUGACCUUACGUGGAAACUUCGCUCUUGCUAUCUUUUCGAGGAGGUUCUCACAUCAGGAUGCAUUUGUUUCAUGUACAUUCUUGGUAGAGGAUACAGAGGGCUCUUCCAAGAUUCAGAUCUUCUGCGUUUUGUGCCUAACCAAGCUUGUGGUGGUGGUAGUAUGGCCAUCCUAGAUUCCUUAGAUGCUGAAUUGAGUUUGGCUUCUAACACACAGAAGAUUGACACUGCCAGCAAGCAGGGGGAUUCCAAGGCAGAUGGUAGUGGGAUUGUUUGGGAUUUGGAGAGACUAGGAAACCUUUCAUUACAGCUAUCUGGGAAGAAACUUAUAUUUGCAUUUGAUGGAACAUGUACAGAAGCUAUUCGAGCAUCUGGUUCUUUUUCCAUGCUUAAUCUGGUUGAUCCUAUGUCUGCUGCCGCUUCUCCUAUAGGGGGUAUACCACGCUUUGGACGUCUUCAUGGGGAUAUCUACAUCUGUAGGCAGAGCUUGAUUGGUGAUACCAUUCGUCCUGUUGGCGGGGUAACUGUUAUCCUCACUCUUGUUGAAGCAGCUGAAACCAGGGAUAUGCUUCACAUGGCCCUGUCGUUGCUUGCUUGUGCACUUCAGCAAAAUCCUCAGAAUGUGAGAGACAUGCAAACAUGCAGGGGCUACCAUUUACUCUCUCUCUUUCUACGUCGUAGAAUGUCAUUAUUUGAUAUGCAAUCUCUUGAGAUCUUUUUCCAGAUUGCUGCAUGUGAAGCCUCAUUUUUGGAACCAAAGAAGCUUGUAGUUAAUCGUACAUUGUCACCUCCGGCAAGUACUCCAGAAGCUAGCUUUGAGGAACUUAGUUUGUCAAAAUUUCGGGACGAAAUUUCGGCACUUGGAUCUUUUGGAGAUAUGGAUAACUUUUCUGCACAAAAAGAUUCAUUUAGUCAUAUUUCUGAGCUUGAAAAUAUUGAUAUGCCAGUUGAAACUUCAAAUUGCAUUGUCUUGUCUAAUGCAGAUAUGGUUGAGCAUGUCUUGUUGGACUGGACAUUGUGGGUUACAGCCCCAGUUUCCAUUCAAAUUGCAUUGCUUGGUUUUCUUGAGCAUCUUGUGUCCAUGCACUGGUACAGAAAUCAUAACCUCACAGUUCUUCGCCGGAUUAACCUUGUUCAACACCUACUUGUGACUCUACAGCGGGGUGAUGUUGAAGUUCCUGUUUUGGAAAAAUUGGUCGUACUGCUUGGUGUCAUUUUGGAAGAUGGUUUUUUGGUCUCUGAACUUGAACAUGUGGUUAGAUUUGUUAUUAUGACAUUUGAUCCACCUGAACUGAAGUCACAGCGUCAGAUAAUGCGAGAGUCAAUGGGGAAACACGUAAUUGUAAGGAAUAUGCUGUUGGAGAUGCUUAUUGAUCUUCAAGUAACCAUAAAAUCAGAAGAAUUGCUUGAGCAGUGGCAUAAGAUUGUUUCAUCCAAAUUAAUAACAUAUUUUCUUGAUGAAGCUGUUCAUCCUACGAGUAUGAGAUGGAUCAUGACUCUGCUUGGCGUGUGCCUUGCUUCUUCCCCCACAUUUGCUCUAAAAUUCCGCACUAGUGGAGGUUAUCAAGGUUUGGUGCGGGUACUUCAAAGUUUCUAUGAUUCCCCGGAUAUAUAUUACAUUUUAUUCUGUCUAAUAUUUGGUAAACCUGUUUACCCAAGACUACCGGAAGUGCGUAUGCUAGACUUUCAUGCCCUGAUGCCAAGUGAUGGAAGUUAUGUGGAGUUGAAAUUUGUAGAACUGCUAGAGUCUGUGAUUGCUAUGGCAAAAUCCACUUUUGAUAGGUUGAGUAUUCAGUCAAUGCUUGCCCACCAAACUGGAAAUCUUUCCCAGGUGGGUGCUGGUCUUGUGGCCGAACUUGUGGAGGGAGAUACGGAUAUGGCUGGAGAACUUCAGGGUGAAGCCCUGAUGCAUAAGACAUAUGCAGCACGUUUAAUGGGUGGGGAAGCAUCAGCUCCUGCUGCUGCGACCUCAGUCUUGCGGUUCAUGGUUGACCUGGCAAAGAUGUGCCCCCCAUUCUCUGCUGUCUGCAGGCGUGCUGAAUUUCUUGAAAGCUGUGUUGACCUGUAUUUUUCUUGUAUUAGGGCUGCAUAUGCAGUGAAAAUGGCAAAAGCUCUUUCAGAAAGGACAGAAGAAAAGAAUGUUAAUGACUCCGAUGAUACCAGUAGUUCUCAAAAUACAUUUUCUAGCUUGCCUCAAGAGCAGGAGCAGUCUCUGAAAACCUCCGUUAGUCUUGGAAGCUUCCCCCAAGGGCAGGCAAGUACAAGUUCUGAAGAUAUGCUUGCAAACUCCAAUUAUAUAGCUGAUGAUAAAGUAGAGGUCAAGGUUAACAUGGCCCAGCAGGAAUCAAACAAUAACGUUGACCAGGACUCUGUCGCCUCAAGCUCCAAUGAUUCCAGCAUCCGUAACAUUAAAGGUGCUAUGGAUCCUGUUCAACCAACAGAUUCCCAGAGCUCUGCAUCUCUCACUUUGCUAGAUUCUCCCAUUUUAUCCGAGAAAUCUAAUUCCAGAGUUCCAUUUACACCCUCUUCUGCUCCAGUUAUUGCACUGACUUCUUGGUUAAGUUCAAACCACAAUGAAUCUAAAACGCCCUUAGUUGCCACUCCUUCCAUGGAGUCUUCUGUGUCUGUUGCCGAGUUUGAUCCAUCUUCAGACUUGAAGUCUAGUUCUCAAGGAGCCUCUGCUGCCAAUACAUUUUUUGCAGUUAGUCCAAGCCUUCUCCUUGAAAUAGAUGAUUCAGGCUAUGGUGGUGGUCCUUGUUCUGCUGGAGCAACUGCUGUGUUAGAUUUUAUGGCAGAAGUUCUUUCUGAUUUUAUGACUGAGCAAAUGAAAGCAGCACAGGUUGCAGAGAGCAUUUUGGAGGCGGUUCCUUUGUACAUUGAUGCUGAAUCGGUGUUAGUUUUUCAGGGUUUGUGCCUUAGUAGACUGAUUAACUUUCUUGAAAGGCGUCUGUUGCGUGAUGAUGAAGAAGAUGAGAAAAAGCUAGAUAAGAGCCGUUGGUCUUCAAACUUAGAUGCUUUGUGCUGGAUGAUAGUGGAUCGUGUAUAUAUGGGUGCUUUUCCUCAGCCAGCUGGUGUACUAAAGACAUUAGAGUUCUUGCUAUCGAUGUUACAGUUGGCAAAUAAAGAUGGCCGAAUUGAAGAAGCAUCUCCUGGCGGAAAAGGUCUUUUGUCUAUUGGAAGAGGAAGCAAGCAACUUGAUGCUUAUAUACAUUCAAUUUUAAAGAACACAAAUCGAAUGAUAUUGUAUUGCUUCCUUCCAUCAUUCUUGGCCACCAUUGGAGAAGAUGAUCUCCUCGCUAGCUUAGGUGUACUUAUUGAACCUAAGCGGAAAUCAUCGUCAAGCUUUUCACAAGAAGAUUCAGCAGUUGAUAUCUACACAAUUUUACAGUUAUUAGUUGCUCACAGAAGAAUUAUAUUCUGUCCCAACAAUCUUGAUACUGAUCUAAAUUGCUGUCUUUGUGUGAAUUUAAUAUCCCUUCUCCAUGAUCAAAGGCAAAAUGUACAGAACAUGGCAGUUGAUUUAGUGAAGUAUUUGCUGGUCCAUCGCAGGGCUGCAGUCGAAGACUUGCUUGUCUCAAAACCGAAUCAAGGACAGCAACAGGAUGUAUUACAUGGUGGUUUUGACAAAUUAUUGACUGGAAGUUUAUCUGCUUUCCUUGAUUGGCUUCAGAACUCUGAACAGACAGUCAAUAAAGUGUUGGAACAGUGUGCUGCCAUUAUGUGGGUACAGUAUAUAUCUGGAUCAGCAAAAUUUCCUGGAGUGAGGAUAAAAGGCAUGGAAGGCCGCCGCAAGAAGGAAAUGGGGAGAAGAUCUAAGGAUACUGCAAAACUAGAUUUGAAGCACUGGGAGCAGGUAAAUGAACGGAGAUAUGCGCUGGAGUUGGUCCGUGAUGCAAUGUCUACUGAGCUCAGAGUUGUUCGUCAAGAUAAGUAUGGAUGGGUUCUCCAUGCUGAAAGUGAGUGGCAAACACAUCUCCAACAACUUGUACACGAGCGGGGAAUAUUUCCAAUGAAUAAACCUUCUGCGACUGAAGACCCUGAGUGGCAGCUUUGUCCUAUUGAAGGUCCAUACAGGAUGCGCAAAAAGCUUGAGCGCUGCAAAUUGAGAAUUGAUAGCAUCCAAAAUGUCCUUGAUGGACAUUUGAAUUUGGUUGAAGCAGAGCUGUCCAAGGCAAAAAAUCAAGGUGGUCCUGAUGCAUCUGAUACUGAUUCUGAAUCAUUCUUCCAUCAUUUGACUGACAGUGGAAAGCAUGAAGGUGUUGUCUCUGAGCUAUAUGGUGACUCAAUUUUUAAAGAACUGGAAGAUGUGAAAGAUGUAGCUUCUGUUAGGAAUGGUUGGAAUGAUGACAGAGCUAGUAGUAUAAAUGAAGCAAGUCUUCACUCAGCACUUGAGUUUGGUGGCAAGUCAAGUUCAGUUUCUGUUCCAAUAUCAGAGAGUGUACAAGAAAAAUCUGACAUAGGGUCUCCAAGGCAGUCGUCAUCUGUCAAACUGGAUGAAGUAAGGAGUACAGAGGAUAAAUCAGAUAAGGAACUGCUUGAUAAUGGUGAAUAUUUGAUUAGACCUUAUCUGGAACCUCUUGAGAAAAUAAGAUUCAGAUAUAACUGUGAAAGGGUUGUAGGUCUUGAUAAACAUGAUGGUAUAUUUCUGAUAGGGGAACUUUCUUUGUAUGUAAUUGAGAAUUUUUUUAUUGAUGACUCGGGGUGCAUUUGUGAAAAGGAAUUCGAAGAUGAACUUUCUGUUAUUGAUCAGGCUUUAGGUGUAAAAAAGGAUGUUUCUUGCAGUACGGACUUCCAGUCCAAGUCAACUUCAUCUUGGAGCGCAUCAGCAAAGACAUGUGUUGGGGGAAGGGCAUGGGCCUAUAGUGGCGGUGCAUGGGGAAAGGAGAAGGUGUACACCAGUGGUACUUUACCUCAUCCCUGGCGUAUGUGGAAGCUCAAUAGUGUUCAUGAGAUUUUAAAGCGUGAUUACCAGCUACGACCUGUUGCCGUGGAAAUAUUUAGCAUGGAUGGAUGUAAUGAUCUCCUGGUGUUUCACAAAAAAGAGAGAGAAGAAGUGUUUAAGAAUCUUGUCGCCAUGAAUCUUCCAAGGAACAGCAUGCUGGACACAACCAUUUCAGGUUCAGCCAAACAGGAAAGCAAUGAGGGCAGCCGUCUUUUUAAAAUAAUGGCUAAAUCUUUCUCAAAAAGGUGGCAAAAUGGAGAGAUUAGCAAUUUCCAGUACCUCAUGCAUCUCAAUACCUUAGCAGGACGUGGAUACAGUGACCUGACCCAGUAUCCAGUCUUUCCUUGGGUUCUUCAAGACUAUGAGAGUGAUGAUCUUGACUUGUCAGAUCCAAAAACAUUUCGUAAGCUUGACAAACCAAUGGGUUGUCAAACACGGGAGGGAGAAGAGGAGUUUAAGAAAAGAUAUGAGAGCUGGGAUGAUCCUGAGGUCCCCAAAUUUCAUUAUGGUUCUCAUUAUUCCAGUGCUGGAAUUGUCCUCUUUUAUCUUCUUCGCCUACCACCAUUCAGUGCAGAGAAUCAGAAGCUUCAGGGUGGUCAGUUUGAUCAUGCUGAUCGUCUUUUUAAUAGCGUUAGAGAUACUUGGUCAAGCGCAUCUGGAAAAGGCAACACAUCUGAUGUGAAGGAAUUGAUUCCAGAAUUCUUCUACAUGCCUGAGUUUUUGGAAAACCGGUUCAAUCUCGACUUGGGAGAGAAGCAAUCAGGGGAGAAGGUUGGUGAUGUCAUCUUACCUCCUUGGGCCAAAGGAAGUGCGAGAGAGUUCAUAAGGAAGCAUAGAGAAGCACUGGAAUCUGAUUAUGUUUCAGAAAAUCUUCAUCAUUGGAUAGAUCUCAUCUUUGGUUAUAAACAGAGAGGGAAGGAAGCUGAAGAAGCUGUGAAUGUUUUCUAUCAUUACACAUACGAGGGAAGUGUGGAUAUAGAUUCGGUUACAGAUCCUGCGAUGAAAGCAUCCAUUUUAGCACAAAUUAACCAUUUUGGGCAAACUCCCAAGCAACUAUUCCUCAAGCCUCAUGUGAAAAGGCGGAUUGACAGAAAGCUUCCUCUUCAUCCUCUCAAACAUUCGUUCCACCUUGUUCCACAUGAAAUACGCAAGAGUUCAUCUUCCAUCACUCAGAUUGUUACUGUCCAUGAGAAAGUUCUUGUGGCAGGGUCAAACACUUUGCUGAAACCUAGAACGUAUACCAAGUAUGUAGCAUGGGGUUUUCCAGAUCGUAGCUUGAGAAUUUUGAGCUAUGAUCAAGACAGACUCCUCUCUACCCACGAGAAUCUUCAUGGGGGCUACCAGGUUCAGUGCGUUGGUGUCAGCCAUGAUGGUCAAAUUUUGGUCACUGGUGCUGAUGAUGGGUUAGUUUCUGUUUGGAGAAUCAGCAAGGUUGGGCAGCGUUUGUUGCAACGCUUGCAUUUGGAGAAGGUGCUUUGUGCCCAUACAGCCACGGUUACAUGCCUUCAUGUUAGCCAGCCCUACAUGCUUAUUGUCAGUGGGUCUGAUGACUGCACUGUUAUUAUAUGGGACCUUAGUGCUUUGUGUUUUGUGAGGCAGCUCCCUGAGUUCCCUGCUCCGGUUUCAGCAGUUUAUGUAAAUGACUUGACUGGGGAAAUAGUGACAGCUGCUGGAAUUUUGCUUGCUAUUUGGAGUAUCAAUGGGGACUGCCUUGCCGUGAUUAACACAUCUCAACUGCCAUCUGAUUCCAUUCUCUCGGUGACAAGUUGUACAUUUUCUGAUUGGCUGGACACAAAUUGGUAUGUGACAGGUCACCAGAGUGGAGCUGUUAAGGUAUGGAAAAUGAUCCACUGCUCCGAGGAAGAGAGUGUCCGCGCUCAAAGCAAGUCAAGUAGCAGUGGGACUGGGUGUUUAAAUUUGGGUGGUAAUUCACCGGAGUACAGGUUGGUCCUCCACAAAGUACUGAAGUUUCAUAAGCAUCCAGUUACUGCCCUUCACAUCCCGAGUGACCUUAAACAGUUACUGAGUGGUGAUUCUGCUGGGCAUUUGGUGUCUUGGACGCUGCCAGAUGAGAGCUUAAGAAUUUCAUUUAAUCAGGGGUGACGAACAGAGAAACAACAUUUUGUGAUGAUUUCAGCUCAUCAGGCAGCUAUUUGACUAUUUAUCAAAACCACUUCAUCGGUUUUGAGUCCAAGCUCAUCGGGGGGAAAAAUCAAUUGUGUAUUCAUAAUACAUGGAAAGGGGAAACCAAGGCAACAGAGCUGGCCCGGGAUUAAUACAGAAGAAAAAAAUCGAGGAGAAAUGAAACCUGUUGCAGAUAUGAAUUAUUCUUGAAAAGUCUGAUUAGUAUGAGACCGACCAUGGUGUUUACACGGGCGUCUCAAUGUUCCGGUUGAGAAGGUGAAAAGGUAGGUCUUAUUUUUGUUGUAUUGUGGGUGAUAGAAAUGGAGGAUGUUUUCCGAUUUUGAACGAAAACGUUGCUCUACUACGUUAGUGGUGGUUUUUGAUGUAAAUAGAUGGAAUUACUAACCGUGUGUGAUGAAGUUGUAUAGCGGAAAAAUGUGCCAUGAGUGAGCGUUAGGAGUAUGAUCAAAAGUUUGGCUGUAAUUCUUUUUACGCAGUAAAGUUUAUAAAUAGUUUAUUCAUUGUUCA